Molecule: messenger RNA, 720 nt
Organism: Pseudogymnoascus destructans
Lineage: Eukaryota; Fungi; Ascomycota; Leotiomycetes; Thelebolales; Thelebolaceae
Exons: 2
Coding region: 1-720 (239 amino acids)
Source: RefSeq, a predicted model, not a curated record
AUGGCUACCGACAAGCAUACUCAGGGUAUGAUGACCAAGGACACUGCUCUGGCUGGGUUCACGCUUUGGCCAAAGCAAGAGGUUUUACGAAUCGAAGCGCUAUCAGACCAAGAGGUCCUGUCAGAACUUGAAGGAAUUGUGGAUGGUCGCAAUUAUUCCUGGCACAGCAUUAACGAAUUGAUGAAAAAACAACUAUAUAAAGGUGCUCUCGAGUUUACCUUUGAAGACGGAGACGUCAUAUUCGAGUGGAAUAUCCUCUGCGAUGAGAAACGGAACUGGGAGCAAAACAGCCUUCUCUCGUCUAGUAGCACUGAGUUCAAUAGAGACUGCUUGAUUAACCUCAAGAUACUUCCUGCUAAAGCAGGAUUUGGCUACGAAGGUUCGAGUCUUGUGGUGGCUAAUUUAGAUGAGCCUAAUCUUUUGACAAAGGAUCUAUGGGUGGCUUCUGAGGAGUGGGAGGCUCAGGCAUUUAGAUGCUUCCAAGUUAAGCCCGAUAAGGAGUCUGUAGGUGAGAAAGAUGAUGACAACAAGGAUGAAGAUAGCGACAAUAAUGAAGAUGACGACAACAAGGAUGAAGAUGACGACGAGGAUGAAGAUGAAGAUGAAGAUGAAGAUGAUGAGGAAUAUGAAGAUGAUGAGGAAUAUGAGGACCAGGAAGAAAGUGAUAGCGAUGAUUUUGAUGAGAGCAAAUACUUUGAUUCGUUAUAUGAGAUGUUUUAG